Messenger RNA from Anopheles stephensi (Asian malaria mosquito), 1346 nucleotides. Its product is annotated as mitochondrial import receptor subunit TOM40 homolog. Bases 48 to 1172 code for a protein of 374 amino acids. The transcript has 4 exons. Gene Ontology annotation, molecular function: transmembrane protein transporter activity. Gene Ontology annotation, cellular component: mitochondrial outer membrane translocase complex; mitochondrial outer membrane. The record is from RefSeq and is a predicted model, not a curated record. NCBI's taxonomy places the organism in Eukaryota, Metazoa, Arthropoda, Insecta, Diptera, Culicidae. Gene Ontology annotation, biological process: protein import into mitochondrial matrix.
GUGUGUUCUGUUUGUGCCAAAAACCGGCAGACGAUGAAAGCCGGUCGAUGGGAUGUGUUUUGCUUCGCAGUUGGCUCGUCGCCAUCUUAGCAGGCUGUGUGAAAUUUCUCAUUCAUCAGUUUGUUUUUGUCUUUUCAGCAGCAUCAGCACCACCCGUCGUCGGUUGGCGACAGUGCCAAAACAAAAACAUCGAGCGCCCAGGUGCACGCACCAUGAAGUUUCCUGCGUCGUGCGUACCGGAGCCGGAUCCACGGUACGGGGCCCGCUUUCCGUGGUCAUUCACGUGGACGUCGGGCGUCCGGCAGCCGCCACUGAACCCGGGCGAUAUGGCGAAUCUGCACGAGCGCAUCAACCACCUGCGGCCGCUCUGGUUCGAAGGGUUCCAGCUGAACGUGACGAAGAGCUGCGGCGUGAACCGAACGGUCGGUGCCAGCUGGAGCUUGAGCCACGUAACACCGACCGGUUUCCGGUUCGGUGGACACUUCCUGCGACGGUGCAGCGAUAGUGUGCUGACCACACCACUUGUAGCGUUCGAUGUGAAUCCGACUACGCUCUGCUCGAACCUGCUGCUCCUGUACCGGCCCGUCCGGGCGCUGGGUGUUGAGCUGGCCCUGCAGCUGCAGCCGGGCGAAAGCCCGUUCGUGGACGAGUUGUCGGUGCAGUACACGGGACUCAGCCGGACGUCGACGGUACGGUGCAGUACGCCGGGCACGCCGGAUACGUACCGGGUCAGCGUGGAUCAUCUGGUCAGUCUGAACGAUCGGCUGUGCAUCGGAGUGGAAGUGUUGUGCGAGUGCUAUCGGGGCACAUACAACACCAAUGUGGCGUUCGCUGGACGAUACAACCGGGAAACGUCGACGCUGGCCGCUACCAUCUCGCCCGGAGCGUUCGAUUUGAGCUACUGGCAAAAAGUGUCCAACACGCUGCAGAUGGGCUCGUCAAUGAUUGUGAACCAGCGACAGAACCGAGCGCUCGGUAGCGUCUGCUAUCGGCUGGAACACGCCGACACCGUCAUCCGUGGUUCGUUCGAUUCCGACUGGACCAUUGGCUUCACGUACGGCAGAAAGCUUACGCCGGCCGCAUUCACCGCCUGUCUGAGUUUGUUGUUCUGUGCGCCGAAAAACACGUUCCAGUGUGGAUUUCGGAUUGAUUUGGAUUCUAAUUUGCUGUGAGUGUCGCCGCGAACCUCCGAAGCCUCCGAGCACGAUCGAUACGACCGCAGCAGCAGCAACAGCAGCAGUGAAAAGAAAAGCCACGCGGCUCAUCGUGCAGGACGGACGGCAUGGGAAGAUUAAAUGACACUACUGGGGAUGGCUCUUCACACCUGGCACCGGCCCGACCGCAAA